AUGGCCUCUUGGGAGAAAGUUUGUCUUCCAAAAUCUUAUGGUGGUCUCGGGUUUAAAGAGGGGACCAAAUGGAAUCAAGCUAUUCUAGCUAAAUACAUUUGGGCUAUCAAUGAGAAGAGAGACUUACUGUGGGUAAAGUGGGUUAACAAUGUUUAUCUCAAGGAGGUUUCCAUAUGGUCUUACGAGUUAAAAAUGGACACAAGCUGGUACUGGCGCAAACUAUGUAGAUUGAGACAAAAAUUUUCUCAUUCUGAGAUCUCGAAGGCAGGAAGCUCGGGUAAGUUCUAUACUUCUGCUUUAUAUAACAGUACCCUUCCUCCUACUCAAGUCAGCUAUCACAGGGCCAUUUGGAGUAGUCUCAACUUGCCUAAGCAUCGUUUUGUGCUAUGGCAAGUGGUGAACUCUCAGCUGUUAACGAAAGACAAUAUGAGUAAAUUUCACAUUGUCUUAGAAUCUAUGCUUUGUCCUGUUUGUGGAGACCAACCUGAAACUCAUCACCACAUCUUUUUUAACUGCUGCCUCUCUCGAAGGGUUGUGGAGCUAGUGUUUAAGUGGCUGGGAUUCAGAGGUUGGCCUAUGGACUUCGAUGGAAUAGGUGUGUUUUUGAAGGCUAUUCCAAAACUGAUUCUUUGA
Humulus lupulus (European hop) is the source of this 633-nucleotide messenger RNA. RefSeq lists its product as uncharacterized. NCBI's taxonomy places the organism in Eukaryota, Viridiplantae, Streptophyta, Magnoliopsida, Rosales, Cannabaceae. The transcript has 2 exons. Bases 1 to 633 code for a protein of 210 amino acids. The record is from RefSeq and is a predicted model, not a curated record.